Molecule: messenger RNA, 1600 nt
Organism: Lecanosticta acicola
Lineage: Eukaryota; Fungi; Ascomycota; Dothideomycetes; Mycosphaerellales; Mycosphaerellaceae
Source: the annotation of a GenBank genome assembly
AUGGAGAAGCCGGCCAGCGUAUGGACGCGUCGCAUCAUCAUCGCCGCCUUCUGGGCCGUCGUCGCGUGUCUCGGCCUGCCUCACUGGACGUGGACCACUUCCAUCCACCGCGCUUCUCUCCCCCUCGAGUCGAUGAACGCAUGGGCAGAGGGGAAGGUAUGCACCUCGAGAAUCUAAUCUGUCCUGCUCUCCCGGCUCAUACUCACUCGCCUUGCAACAGUGUCGACUACAUUACCCCCUCACCAUUGCCCUGGACACUCCCGCUCUCGCGCCGCCACAUGCCGUCCACCUGCUUUCUACUCUCGACUCGCUCAUCAACCCUCCCUCUCCCGCUCGUCUCCACAGCUUUCAUGUCGUCCCCGAGGCCACCAAUGCAUCCGCUCCCGCUCCCGCCUUGACCGUGCGCCUUGAUCCCGCGUCCAACUCGGCCGCGCCUUCCGCAGAGCUGCAUUCCUGGCUACCGGUCAUGCACGUCCAACACCCCGUGCACUCUCCCUCCGAUGUCGAUGACCUGGCCAAGUAUCUCGCGCAGGAGAUAUCCCGCGUGUUCGACGACGAGAAUGCCGCUCUUUGGCAUCUCAUCAAGGACACCUCCUUUUCCAAAGCCCUCCCUUCUCCACCACUCUCCCCCGAGAGCAUCUCAAUGCUUGACAAGAGAACCACCAGAUCCUUCAAGUAUGCUCCCAACUAUCACCUGACCUUCUCCCUCUUCACCCCUGGAGCCUCGCCUUCCGCCUGGGAAAUCAAUCAAGCCGUCGAGGAAUACAUCUCUCCCCUUCUAGCCCCUCUAUCUGCAAUCAGCGACUUCACCAUCGACACACAGGUCCAAUUGUACGCAUCCUUCAGUCCGUCCAUUGCCGGCCCCGUCUUCAACGCGGAAAAGAACCACUGGACGCUUGGAUACGGUGACCUGACAGGCUUUGUCAAUGCUGCCGAGUGGCCGUUGAGCCCAAGCAUAGGAUCGGGCCCCACCAUCAACUUCGUCUUAUACGUUGCAUCUCCGGAGAAGCGCCCACUCUGGAUCGAAGAAACUUCAGGCAUCAGCUGGAUCAUACCUCAGUGGGGAGGUGUGCAGAUUCAUAACGCGCCGAGUUCGAAGCCGGAUGAGCUGACUCUGGACGACCUACGUCCUGACAUGCUGGUCUUUGCUGCCCAAGUGGCGUCCCUCUUGGGAGUUCCACCCUCGCCUCCGUCUCUGUCUCUACGAAUCUCGAGCCUGACACGGGAAAGGGCGACAGCUUUGAUCCUGUCUGCCUCCUCUACCCUUGGAGCUCUCUCAAGACUGACUCUCAAACUCACUUCGAUUGCGAUUCCCGCUUCGGUGGCAAAAUCUGUCGACGAGACCUUGAGUCGACUCGAACAAGCGUGCAGCGAUCUCAGCGAUGGACGCUUUCAGAGUGCGCUCGAGAACGCUAGGGUAGCGGAAACAGAGGUUGAGAAAGCAUUCUUCGAGCCCUCUAUGGUCGGGCAGGUCUACUUUCCGGAAGAACAUAAAGUAGCUGUCUACGUGCCUCUGCUGGGUCCCAUGGCGGUUCCCCUGGUCAUGUCCGCAUUGAAGGAGUUCAGGAACUUUCGCGCGAGGAAGACGAAAGCGGCCUAG